CAACCAGAAGGCUGCUGGGCCACUGUUUCUUGGUGAACUAGACUUAUCGUAAUUCCGAGUCGAGAUGCCGGAAGCCAAAUCAUGUGACCACUGUCGCUCUCGAAAGGUGAGGUGUGAUGGUGUCCACCCUCGGUGCGGCGCCUGCGUGAGGCGCCAGCAGAAUUGCGUAUACGGUCGAGAUUCUAGGUUCAGGCAUGGAAUGCGCCGCCGACGGAGAGCUCGCAUAUCCGAACUGUCGGCACGCACCUCAGACCUGAUUUCAGCACCUGGAGAGGCGGAAUAUGAAUCUAGAGUUGAUUUUCCGCGUCCUCCGUUCCUUUCCAGCCCACUAAACUCGGGGUCUCCGGCAACAUCGUAUCUCGAUGAUGCUUUAUUGGUGGUCGGAGACGGCAAUUCGACCAACGCUUGUCCUGCAGAUCUUGAUGUCUUACCAACUAAGGAAUAUGGGACUGUUCAUCCAGCAGCGAAUGAACAUCACGAAAACGGCGGUCAAGCGCAUAACAGCACAGAAGGGCACUCUACGCAAACCAAGAGGUGUAUUCUGGAUUAUUUUCGCAAUGUAUAUUCCUCCAGCUCUAUGUUGGCAAUGCCACUAGAUUCAUCUGCAACUGAAAUUAGAAAGGCACGUCUGGUUUCCAACGCGGCCUUGAGGCGACAACAGGAAUCGAUGAUACUCCAACCUGGAGGACCGUUGCUCGAUAUUGAUUUCGAUAACGAUUCGGAUUCGGCUUUGCAUCUAUUGCGUUUGCACUGGAAUAGAAUUGAUCUACCUCGCCUUGUCACUUACAGGCCUGCAUUCACCGACAGCCUGAUCAACGGGGGCCCUUAUGUUAAUAAGAUACUUCUGAACGGUAUUUAUUAUUCAAGCUCGGUAAUCAGUGAGAGCGAGUCGUUUCUCUAUGAUUCACGUCACCCGAAAUCUGACGGAUCGAGCUAUUAUUCUAAAUUUUGCGAGCACCUUCGCCUGCAUCCAGAUCAACCAAGUUUUGCAACUGCCAUGGGUUUGGUUAUUUGCGCCACAUCGCUGCUUUCUCAGGGGCUCACACACGAAUGUAUGGAACUUUAUGGCAAGGCCCGCCGUAUGUUUGUAGAAUUAGAAUAUCAAUUGCGUGUGGAUACCAAAGAAAUUUCUCCCAACUUUGAGAAAUUGUCCGCUGAAAUUGAAAUGGAGAUGCUAAAUCGUCUGCGCUUUGGCGUGUUUGCCCUCGAUACCUUGAUUCGUUUAUACAUCGGGCCUUUGCGGACUAGUCCAAUACCAAUACCUCCUUCAGUCGAGCUUUUAGACUCUUUUGAAGAGCUCGAAGAGUGGGUGCCCUAUGUUGCCAGCCACUACCCGUCCCACCUCUCCAUUCGAACAUUUAACCCCUUACCCACCCGUGCUGUCUCUAUAUUUACCGCUCAGAUUCACUUGUACCAAAUAUUUUCCGAUUUUCUACAAACUUUUUUCAUCGACAAAGAUUUCACGGCCAAUGAAUAUGCAUCUCGUUGGGUAUCAAGAGAAGCUCUUGAAAGCCGACUCGAGUCAUGGAGACUAGGACUACCUUCUGACCUUCAAAUAGAUUGUGUUCAAAGUCGAGAUUUUUCACCUCAUCAUCUUGAUCUCUUAGCAAGCUAUCAUACCUUGAAAAUCCUGUUACAAAGGCCGUUCCUAGAACAGGAAAGUCUCAGAGCUUUGCUAAGCGAUGAAAGCCGUAUCUUACUCGAAAAUAUAUGCAAUGAAAAUGCUCUGGAAAUCUGUCGAGUACUCACAAAGUAUAGAGAAACUUUCUCAUUUCAAAGAGCAUCAUUGAUAACUUCAUUCUCUGCAUAUACAGCCUUUGUAGCCUUGAAAGAACGUUGCCAAUCAGAUCGAACUUCAGCAAUUAAUAAGAACGCCGCUUGGUGUAGUAUGUUUGAGUUACAGCUGGGACCCAACCCAGGUCUUCAGAAAGUUUUGACGAGCCUAAGUAGCUUACCGAACUCUGAAAUAAGCUCUGCAGCACUAAACUCUCGCUCUGACUCAAUAAUCCAAAGACAAAAAACAACCGGCCCUGCGGUGUACGAUCCAAUUGAUAAUGAACAGCCCAAUUCUACUAGCAGUGAAAAGGACUUAGCGGAAAUCACUGAAUUUGUGAACUUAUGGUGUGCAGACGGGGAUGACUGCUCAGCAUGGAUGCAAGAGACCCUUGAGAUGGCGACAUCAACUCCCAUUUUGUAUGAUACACUGAAAGCCAUUGCCAAAUUAUAUUUUGGUGAGACAACGAAAAACCCGGAGAUGGCAGAUAUCGGACAACAAGUGUAUAUAAAGGUCCUAAGAUGGGUUCACUCCGAGCUCAAUGAUUCCAACACCGAUACGAGAAUUGAGCUUUUGAUCAUCGUUGUGGUUCUAGCUAUGCUCGAAUUAUACCGACCUCGUGGAGAAAGCUCCAUGAGUCAACAUUGGACUGCCUCACUUGCUAUAUUGGAGCGAAGAGGACCACUACGACACACAACUGGUAUUGCACAUAAAUUGUUCGUGGAUCUGAGAUAUCAUUGGGCCAUUCAUUUUUUGAGGUCGCGACGAUCAAGCUUUCUCUCCCAAGAAGAAUGGAAAACCCUGCCCUGGGAGAAACCGGACAAGAAAGACGCGCUCCAGAGCUUGUUAGAUGAGGUACUCGAAAUUCCUGCACUUUUGGAGCAAUUUGAAGAAUACAAGUCACUUGUGGCAUCCAAAAGCUUGUCCUCUUCUGAGGACCAUAUUAUGAAAGAAGCUCUGUGGGCGCGGGCCGAUUAUAUUCAAACUCAACUCAACCAGUGGAAAAACUGUUACGCUGCCACAUACCCCCAUGGUUCGCAAUUUAAAGUUCCAGAAGCGAAUUCCAUCCCCUCACGACCAGCUUUUCGCCGUUGGGACUCGAAAAAAUCGAAAAUUGUCACUCCAAAUCCCAUCUUUUAUCCCAGCUCAAUGCUUGCUCACAGCAUGUUUGAAGCUGCUCGAAGUUCGAUACCCAGAAAAUUUAUCCAAGCAAAAUGA
This is a messenger RNA of Talaromyces proteolyticus, 2992 nucleotides long. RefSeq lists its product as uncharacterized. Gene Ontology annotation, biological process: regulation of DNA-templated transcription; DNA-templated transcription. The transcript is spliced from 6 exons. Gene Ontology annotation, molecular function: zinc ion binding; DNA binding; DNA-binding transcription factor activity, RNA polymerase II-specific. NCBI's taxonomy places the organism in Eukaryota, Fungi, Ascomycota, Eurotiomycetes, Eurotiales, Trichocomaceae. The record is from RefSeq and is a predicted model, not a curated record. The coding region runs from base 65 to 2992 and encodes 975 amino acids.